CCUCAGGAUCCGCGUCGGUGCUCGGCUGGCCGUGCCUGCCGCCCUCUUCCGCUGCCGCGUUGGCGCCGCAGGGGCCCGGGGGGGUCCGGGGCCACCAUGACCAACGUUUACUCCCUGGACGGGCUCCUGGUGUUCGGGCUGCUACUGGUUUGCACUUGUGCGUACCUGCGGAAGGUGCCCCGACUGCGCACCUGGCUCCUGUCUGAGCGCAGGGGGGUCUGGGGAGUCUGCCACAAGGCUGCUGUGAUUGGGACACGCCUGCACGUGGCUGUAUCUGUGUCCUGUCUUCUCAUGGCCUUCUACGUUCUCGUGGGAAAGUGACCACAUGGGGACCUGGGACUGACUAGAGAUCCUGUGACCGAUUCCAAAGACCCCAGUAUGGAUGAGAGACCUCAGCACUGACCCCAGGGUCCCAGUACCAACCAGAGACCCUUUUUCUGACCGUGGAGACCCUGGUACUGACCCUGAACCACCCCUGAUCCUGCCCCUGGCAGCAACCUGGAUCCCGCGUGUGGCAACCCAUGGACCAUCAUGGUCCACCAACGGCAGCUGUGGGGGCAACAGGGCACCUUUUGACUAUUGGAAAAGGAUUUCCCGUGAAUUCUGUAGAGAAGUGGGUGAAGGGACCCCCAAGACUGGGGAACCCAGCUCUGCCCUGUGAGCCCCUUCUCUUGAUGCCGAGCAGGGUCCUGGUGGGACCACGGCAGGCUGUGGGGACCAGGCAAAGCCCCGCUCAUACAUGGGAUCUUCCUAUGCCCCUGUAGCGUGGGGAGUCCUCUGGGGGGUCUCAUUCUGCAGUGGGGGGUUGGUGCCCCCCCCCCGGGUUGUAAAUAUUGGACCACCACAUGCAAAUAAAGUGGAGGUUCCUCUGUGGCAGUGCUGGUCUGGGGGUCCUG
Poecile atricapillus (Black-capped chickadee) is the source of this 896-nucleotide messenger RNA. RefSeq names its product transmembrane protein 167B (gene TMEM167B). The record is from RefSeq and is a predicted model, not a curated record. The transcript is spliced from 3 exons. NCBI's taxonomy places the organism in Eukaryota, Metazoa, Chordata, Aves, Passeriformes, Paridae. The coding region runs from base 97 to 321 and encodes 74 amino acids.